AUGUCCGCCCUCUUCCUCAAAGCAAGUGUAUCCAAAAAAACCUUGGGGUCAUGGCUUUCUUCAACAAACAGAGUGACUGUGACCUCUACCACUCGACCAAUUGUCCCGCAAUGGCCAACUGUGAGGUUUUCAGGCAGGACCGCUAGAUUGGGACCAACACCACACCGCACCGCCCAAACACCCACACGACGUUACAAUCACAUUUGGAGUAGCGACCCUAAAAAGGGCUAUAGGAUUUAUAAUGAGCCUUGUCUGCACCAACCUAGCAAGGAUGGCGUCAUGUCGUCGUGGUUGGGGGUUGGAGCUCAACGAGGUUAG
Messenger RNA from Sphenostylis stenocarpa, 318 nucleotides. The record is from the annotation of a GenBank genome assembly. Lineage: Eukaryota; Viridiplantae; Streptophyta; Magnoliopsida; Fabales; Fabaceae.